Budorcas taxicolor (takin) is the source of this 1557-nucleotide messenger RNA. It is a transcript of the gene INSM1, whose product is annotated as INSM transcriptional repressor 1. Bases 1 to 1557 code for a protein of 518 amino acids. Gene Ontology annotation, biological process: neuron differentiation; negative regulation of transcription by RNA polymerase II; regulation of cell cycle process. The record is from RefSeq and is a predicted model, not a curated record. Gene Ontology annotation, cellular component: transcription repressor complex; nucleus. The transcript has a single exon. Gene Ontology annotation, molecular function: RNA polymerase II cis-regulatory region sequence-specific DNA binding; DNA-binding transcription repressor activity, RNA polymerase II-specific. Lineage: Eukaryota; Metazoa; Chordata; Mammalia; Artiodactyla; Bovidae.
AUGCCCCGCGGCUUCCUGGUGAAGCGCAGCAAGAAGUCCACGCCGGUAUCCUACCGGAUCCGCGGCGGCGAGGACGGCGAUCGCGCGCUGCUGCUCUUGCCGGGCUGCGGGGGCGCCCGCGCCUCCCCCCCGGCGCCCGGCCCGGGGCCGGGGCCAGGCCCGCUGCAGCCGCCGCCGCCGACCGAGCGCGCCCAUGCGGCGCUCGCCGCCGCGCUCUCCUGCACGCCGGGCCCGCCGCCACCCACGCCGGGGCUGCGGGCUGCGCACUUCGGCAACCCCGAGGCCGCGCACCCGGCGCCGCUCUACAGCCCCACGCGGCCCGUGAGCCGCGAGCACGAAAAGCACAAGUACUUCGAGCGCAGCUUCAACCUCGGCUCGCCCGUCUCGGCCGAGUCCUUCCCCACGCCCGCCGCGCUGCUCGUGGGUGGCGGCGGCGGCGGGGCCAACGGCGCCGGAGGUGGUGGCACCUGCAGCGGCGACCCGCUGCUCUUUGCGCCCGCCGAGCUCAAGAUGGGCACGGCUUUCUCGGUGGGGGCCGAGGCGGCCCGCGGCCCGGGGCCUGGUCCCCCACUGCCCCCCGCCGCCGCCUUGCGGCCCCCGGGCAAGCGGCCUUCACCCCCCGCCGCGGCCGCCGCCGCCGCAGAGCCGCCCGCCAAGGUAGCCAAGGCCCCGGGUUCCAAGAAGCCCAAAGCCAUCCGCAAGCUGCACUUCGAGGACGAGGUGACCACGUCGCCCGUGCUGGGGCUCAAGAUCAAGGAGGGUCCGGUGGAGACGCCGCGAGGCCGCGCGGGGGGUGCGGCGCGGCCGCUGGGCGAGUUCAUCUGCCAGCUCUGCAAAGAGGAGUACGCCGACCCCUUCGCGCUGGCGCAGCACAAGUGCUCGCGGAUCGUGCGCGUGGAGUACCGCUGCCCCGAGUGCGCCAAGGUCUUCAGCUGCCCGGCCAACCUGGCCUCGCACCGCCGCUGGCACAAACCGCGGCCUGCACCCGCCGCCGCCCGCGCCUGCGAGCCCGAAACUCCUGCCCGGGCGGAGGCGCGGGAGGCGACGGGCGGCGGUAGCAGCGACCGCGACACGCCGAGCCCGGGCGGCGUGUCCGAAUCGGGCUCCGAGGACGGGCUCUACGAGUGCCACCACUGCGCUAAGAAGUUCCGCCGCCAGGCCUAUCUGCGCAAGCACCUGCUGGCGCACCACCAGGCGCUGCAGGCCAAGGGCGCGCCGCCGCCCGCGCCCCCGGCCGAGGACCUACUGGCCUUGUACCCCGGGCCCGACGAGAAGGUGCCCCAGGAGGCGGCCGGCGACGGCGAGGCGGCUGGCGUGCUGGGCCUGAGUGCGUCCGCCGAGUGCCACCUGUGCCCGGUGUGCGGGGAGACGUUCCCCAGCAAGGGCGCCCAGGAGCGCCACCUGCGCCUGCUGCACGCCGCCCAGGUGUUCCCCUGCAAGUACUGCCCGGCCACCUUCUACAGCUCGCCCGGCCUCACGAGGCACAUCAACAAGUGCCACCCUUCCGAGAACAGACAGGUGAUCCUCCUGCAGGUGCCCGUGCGUCCGGCCUGCUAG